Molecule: messenger RNA, 492 nt
Organism: Penicillium taxi
Lineage: Eukaryota; Fungi; Ascomycota; Eurotiomycetes; Eurotiales; Aspergillaceae
Exons: 2
Coding region: 1-492 (163 amino acids)
Source: RefSeq, a predicted model, not a curated record
AUGGGCAAGGAAGGCGAUCAAAUUUUUCUGCCCCCAUCACGGCGAAAUAAUGCUCCAAGAGUAUCUCCAGACUGGCCGACUUUUGUCGUUGAAACAGGGGAUCGAAAGCUUCGCUCAGCAGCCGCCUGGUGGUUGAACCAAUCAGAGGGCCUAGUCAGGAUGGUAUUGCUAGUGUCAAUCAAUACAAAUGUCGUGGAUUUUGAGCUCUGGAUGCUCGCUCCUCCGAAUACUCCCCGACCUCUUCCUGGUGGCUAUAUUGACGCCUUGCGGAAUUACCCCGCAUUAUUGCCUCCCACUGCGAGACAGCUUGCCAAUAAUCAACAACCAUACUCACAGUGUGAAGUUGAGGUCAGUGCCAAUAGCGUACCGUAUGGCCCAAUGGUUCUGCCUUUCGAGGCACUCUACGACAUAUCACCAUUGCCGGGUUCUGGAGAAAUUGACGUUGUGUUGAGCAUUCCAGAAUUUCAAGAUUUCGUCUUCGUUUUGUUUUAG